Porites lobata is the source of this 1800-nucleotide messenger RNA. The record is from the annotation of a GenBank genome assembly. NCBI's taxonomy places the organism in Eukaryota, Metazoa, Cnidaria, Anthozoa, Scleractinia, Poritidae.
AUGUGGGAGUGUAGAUGCACACAUAAGGAAGUGAUGGACAAAAGUAGGAAAUGGCUUAAGUUAGAUCCUGAUAAGGAAGAAGAAUGCGAUCCGCAUCACAGUGCUGCAGCUUACGGCUUAAGAAACAGGUAAACGAUCGUUGUUGGCGGUUAUCUACCUCUCCUUGUAGAUUCCUGCAUUCUCCAUGUUGAUGAUGUAAAAAAUUGACAUCUGAACAAACCCCUAAAAGGUCUUGGGACAUCUAAACACUUUUAAAAAGAUCCGCCGGCAUUUGGACCCUUUCAGGACCAAAGGUACACACCGGGUUUACUAAAUUACGCGCUGCGGCAUUUAUCAUUCCAAUUUUGCGACUCAACUGCAGCGCCCAUUUGCGGAAUGCGACUAUUUUGAGGUCAGAGUUCCUCAUAGAUUUUUAAAAAAAAAAUGAUUCCUCUUGGUGGAAAAAAUGGGCUCGCUAGCUUUCGCCGUUCCGAACUAAGAAACGGUGCUAGGCAGAAAAAUAAGUUUCCAACAUUGUUUUAGGAAGAGUGUCAUUUUCGGGUUGCAAUUUUUUGCUUUCGCGGCGGGCUUAAAUAGUGGCGGCACUUUAUCAAGGGUGAUAAAAUAUUGCGUACAUAACGUAUGUCGGUUUACUUAAGAUCUGUCACUUUCCAAAAGUGUCAAAAUGUUCUGUUUCAAACUCUUGGCGAACUGUAGUGCAGUAUUGACAAAACAAAUUUUAAAGACGCCUUUUAUUCUACCUGGCUGCUAAAAGAAACUUUCGCGCCUGAUACCCCUCAAACAGACAGGCUAGCAGACGCUAACUGGACGCCUCGAUGUUGGAGUGGGAUUGGAAGUGGUAGUUCGCAGGAAGACGUACAUACAGACGAAAUUCCCGAGGUAUCCGAUGACGACGUUGCUGAUUUCAACGAGGGAAUGGCGAAAAUAGCUAGACAUUCAAAAAGGGAAGACCUCACGCCACUAACAUUCCAACUAUCCACGACAUGGGAGGAAGCAAUACCGGAUGAAAGAAAAACUUGCAUAGAGAAAGCAACGAAAGCAUGUGAAGUAAUCUGUAGUGUUAUAGCUCCGAAAGAAGGCGAAAAGCUUUUUCAAGCGAUACGCCAGCCUACCGAAAACGAUCUUGAUGAACCAACGGAGGAUCUUAUUGCUUUGAUGUCUGCAUAUGGAGAUGCCAUGACAAAGAAUGUUAAGAUUCAAAUGCUCAGCAUCUACGUUUAUCGGUAUACCAUGAAGCUGUUACAGAAAUUCCACGAGCCUUAUGAAAAGAUAAGUUUGAGACAAAUAAAAAGAGCGAGAUUACAUGCAAGGAAACGAGGGCCUGGGUCGAAUGUCCCGAAAGUAUUCAGCCAUUGAGUACGUCUGGACACAAGCAAAGUCGACAACUUUAUAGAUUUUGUAAACCGUCCUUAUUUCUACCAAGACGUCGCCUUUGGAACGCGAACACUGACCUUAGAUGGGGGAGGCAAAAUAACAAUGCCAAACGUAAUCCGGACCGUGACUAGAUCGACCAUGAUUAUGUAGUACCUUCAACAUUGCAAAGAAGAAUCAUUUGAACCGGCUAGCCGCUCAACCCUUUUUCGCAUUCUUGAAGUGAGAGAGGCUUCACAGCAGAAGUCUCUCAGUGGUCUGGACAACAUUGCAGCAGAAGGGGUCGCAUCUUUUGAGCGGCUAUUGAGUAUUCUAGAAGAGCUGAAUCAGGCUCGUGCCGACAAAAGAAGAGUUACAGAACUGGCAAAGAGAUUGAACGAAAGCAAAAGAUACGUGAAGACGGAGUCUAAAGUGAACUGUUCAGCAUAG